GCGGAUGCGGAUGCGGAUGCGAAGGUGGCGGCCGAGGUGGCGGCCGAGGUGGCGGCUGCGGCGGCCGCCGCGGAUGCAGAUGCGGAUGAGACCCUCGGUGACUGUGAGGGGAACCCAGAUUUUCAGAUGGCCUCCCUGUACGUGGGCGACCUGCACCCUGAGGUGACCGAGGCAAUGCUGUACGAGAAGUUCAGUCCAGCUGGGCCCAUCCUCUCCAUCCGCAUCUGCAGGGACAAGAUCACCCGCCGCUCAUUGGGCUACGCGUAUGUCAACUACCAGCAACCGGUGGACGCCAAGCGGGCCCUGGAGACCCUGAACUUUGAUGUCAUAAAGGGCAGGCCAGUGCGCAUCAUGUGGUCCCAGAGGGACCCGUCGCUCCGCAAGAGCGGGGUGGGCAACGUCUUCAUCAAGAACCUGGGCAAGACCAUCGACAACAAGGCGCUGUACAACAUCUUCUCGGCGUUCGGCAACAUCCUCUCCUGCAAAGUGGCCUGUGACGAAAAGGGGCCCAAGGGCUACGGGUUCGUGCACUUCCAAAAGCAGGAAUCUGCGGAGCGGGCCAUCGAUGUGAUGAAUGGCAUGUUCCUGAACUACCGCAAAAUUUUCGUCGGGAGAUUCAAGUCGCAUAAAGAACGAGAGGCCGAAAGGGGAGCCUGGGCCAGGCAGUCCACUAGUGCUGACGUCAAGGAUUUCGAGGAAGACACCGACGAGGAGGCCACCUUGCGAUGAAGACAUCCCAGGAGCUAGCCAGCCAGCAGAGCCAAACCUUGGCUCACACCCGGUUUACAACCCCCCACCCCCAGCCCUCCCCCGCCAACCCACCAGCAGUGUAUUUAUUGUAUUGAGAGUGCAGGUCUCUCUCUCUCUCUCUCUCCCCUUCUCUCUCCCCGCUUCCUAUUUUCUCCCUCCACCUCUCCUCUCCUUCCCUUCCUCUCCCCCGCCCACCCCCACCAAGGGCGUUGUGAAUAAUCUUACUAAUCUGUGCCAUUUGUAGGUUAAAGGCUGCCUCUUCUCCCUGUGGUUUGAUUUAAAAAGCAUUUUCAUUCUCUCUUUGUUUACUGCACAGGUGGUACAAUUUCAUGGUAGAAUCAUCAGAAAGGAGAAGGAUAUCAGAUGAGGGAAGAAACAAGAGAGUAAUUGCUCCCCUGGUCCUACUCCCCAGAGAGAACCACUUUUACCUUUUUGGUGUGCUGCUUUUCCAGGCUCUCUUCUCUCCCUCUCUCUCCUUUGCUCACCCCCACCCCGCCUUCCCUUUUAACACACCGUUAUAGAAUGGUUCAUGUAUGUGGUGUUUCUUAACCUGCUUUUUCAGCAACUAAAACCAAACAAAAAUCAACCCAUUGAACUUCUUUCCAUGUUAUCAACAGGCUUAUGAAACGUCAUCUUCAGUGCCUGCAGAGUGCUCCAGUGUAUCCGUGGACCUUAACAUUUCUGUAAUCAUUCCCGCAUUGUUGGACAUUCAGGUGGUGCCUAGUUCUUUCCCUGUGUUUAAGACCAACAUUGCGUGCUCUGUGCUUUGAUGAGUGAAUCCUUCCUUGUCAAGCCAAAUCUUUGCUAGCAUCCCGGUGGUCUCCUUAACUGCGGACUUGCAAGAUCCACAUAUAGACAUUUUAAAGACUUUUCCUGUGUGUUGCCAAAAGGCCCCCUUCAUAAGCAUUGUACCGAUUUGCACUCGUGCCGGCCAGCGCAGCUAGUAAAGAGUAUGCCCGUUUCCCCUGCAUAGUCUCCUGGUCACUGUAAUUGAUCGUGUGUGUGCGUGCGUGUGUGUGUGUGUGUGUGUGUGUGUGUGUCUUGGCCAGCUUGGCGGGCUACAAAGGGUGUUUCGCUGUCCUCGGUAGUUUUGCUGGAAACAAACACUGCUUAUGACCCCAUUCCCCUGUGCCCUCUUCCUGUCCUUUUCCCUGUUGUCAGAAAAGUAAUUCAGCGUCAUUGCAAGAAAAAAAAAUCACAAAGCAGACAAGUUACCAGAAGAAAAUUAAAGUCACCAGUAAUCAUUUCUGAUGAUUACACACACAUUCCAGAAACAUUUUCAUGCACACCUCUCUGAUAUUUUCUAGAACUACCUGAAACAUUUUUGUCUGUAGGUCUAGUUUUUUUCUUAUGCAUAUAUCAUAUAUGUAUAUUAUGAUGUACAGACUGUUUUUAUAUCUGCUUUUCACACAUACAUGUGUGUGUAUAUUUAUACACACACAUAUUCUUGAACUUCAUUUCAUGUCAUUAAAGAUACUUUUAAAAUA
Messenger RNA from Homo sapiens (human), 2237 nucleotides. RefSeq names its product poly(A) binding protein cytoplasmic 1 like 2A (gene PABPC1L2A). The record is from RefSeq and is marked validated. Lineage: Eukaryota; Metazoa; Chordata; Mammalia; Primates; Hominidae. Bases 127 to 729 code for a protein of 200 amino acids. The transcript has a single exon. Gene Ontology annotation, molecular function: nucleic acid binding; poly(A) binding; RNA binding.